CAUUCCAGUUCAUUGUCUCAAGCGUCAAUUUGAUUAGGUUGAUUUUAUGGUGCUCUUUAAAAGCCAGAAUUGAUAAUUACUGAAGUCAUAUAAUAGUCAUGCAUAGCUAGCUGCUCAACUCAUUGACAUAAUUAUACUACAUAAAGUGCCACUAUAGUGAUCUGACUACUGAGAAAAUAAUGCUUUCCCUUAUACAUAAUUUUGGUCUAAAAACUCAAGUUGUGCAUGCAAAAAUGAUUACAUUACUUGCACACAUGGUGAAGAACAACAUAAUUAUGAACAUGCCAUGCAUGCAUAGUUAUACACAUGCAUUCCUUGACAAUUAUUUUUACAUUCUUUUGAGACAUUAUAAUAUUAUCAGCCUCUUUUAUACCUUGAGUAUAGCUAACUUCUUAGGGCACUUGGCACUUGCCCUCUUCCUCUCUGCAGUUCCACAUUCCAUUGGCCAUUUAGUAUAAUCACCUUUUAGCAGCUCCUUGAGAAUCUUUGAUGAAUUGUCACCCCAAUCAGAUUCUUAACCGAGAAAGGUGAUAAGUGAAACUAUUCUUUCAUGUACUCGAAUUUGGGCUCAUUCUCUGCAUUCCAUCUGAACCAAGUAGUGAUUUUAAUGUAGAGCUUCAUAGCACAAAGCUAGUUUGUCACUUUGUACUGAAAUUGAGUCAAUUAAAUUCUGCUAAGCAGCAGUUCAGUCUGUCACAGUUUCAGCUCAGAAACAAAACAUUUUUACCAAGUGAAGAUAGCAACUUUCUAAUAGUGAAAAAUCAAGUGCUGUUUGCAAGUUUCUAUGUUGCAUAGAGAAGUGAAGAAGCUCUCUCACACAUACAGUUUACAGAGCUUGCAUAAAUUAGUUAGCAAAUUAGCCAAGUAUGGAUAGCCACCAGUCGACAUCAGACGACAGUUUGAAGUCUCUACGCAGUCCAAACCCUCAACACAGCGAGAGUUUACUCAACAGUGAAGUACUCUCAGGCCUACCUAUAGUCGAUGAAGUGACUGUUACAACUGAGACGUGCCUCUCAGCUAUUAUUAGUAGCAGCUUGCAAGUAGUCAGUGGGACUCCGCUUGAAGAUGCCGAAGACCGUUGUGGUGAUCCUGGGGAGUGCAAAAACAGUGAUACUGGUGAUGCCUGCAAUACAGUAGAAGACAAAACUACCCCUUCUCCUGAGCAGACCCGGUUGAGUGAUGAGCUGGGAGAAGAUGAUCUGAUGAACGUGGCUCGAUCUACAGACAAUGAAACAAACAAGUGGCGAAGGUUACUCCACAGGAAGAGAGCCUGCAGUGAGGGUACUAUAAGCUGUCUUCAAACUGAGCUCCCUCAUUCUCCACCACUCUUGUCCGCCUCCUUUGCUCAUUCUACUGUGACAUCUUCACAGGCACAGAGUGUCUUGACAUCAGAUGAGCAACUCCUUGCGUCCACACAGGCCAAAACCCCCACAUCCUCACAGGGGCCUACCCUCACACUUCUCUCACAACCGACAAACUCCAACAACAGCAACAGCUGUGAAGGCAAUGUGAUCUCCCCUUCCAUCCUACCUUCGGCCACUGCAGCACUCUCUAUAGGGGAACUCCCACGUAAACGAGCUAAGCUUGUAAAGCAUGGACAGAUCGAGGUCAUCCUCGAAGGAAAGAACCUGUGGGACGAAUUCUACAGAAGAGGAACUGAAAUGAUUGUCAACAGACUUGGAAGGCGCAUGUUUCCUGGAUUUGCAGUAGCAGUGAGUGGACUUAAGCCCAAGGCCAAGUACACGAUGAAAGUCGAAGUAAUCCUGGCUGACAACCAUCGAUUCAAGUUUCUGAAUGGUCGUUGGUUAGCAGUUGGCAAUGCUGAGCCGCAGCCACUGAGUGAGACAUACAUCCACCCUGACUCCCCUAACACUGGAGCCUUCUGGAUGAGGCAUGGCGUGUCCUUCAGGAAACUCAAGGUCACUAACAAUAAGGAGAAGCCUGGAAAUAAUGCUCUCAUCUACUCGAUGCAUAAGUACUAUCUGCGGCUAAUUAUUGAUGAGGAGUUUAAGGCACCUGCAGGGCAGAAAAUCCCUCCCAAGAAUGUACUGCAGAUGGACUUUCCUGAGACCAGCUUCAUUGCUGUAACCGCUUACCAGAAUGAGGAGGUCACUCAACUCAAAAUCACCAACAAUCCGUUUGCAAAAGCUUUCAGGGAGAAUGCUGCUGAAAUGGACUGGGAUAUGAUGUACCAACACAAUGGGAUGUAUUCACCCAGCUUGCAUCCGGAUAUGUACGGCAACCACCCCCACAUGAUGCAGGGUGGUAUGUGGCCGGGACACUCUCCAAUGCUCCCCCCCACUCCUCUUACAUCCACCCUCCCCCCCUACUCACCCCUCACUGGGAUAUCCCCUAAUCAAGGGGUCAUGAGCUAUCAACAACACUAUCAAUAUCCCUCCAACAUGACCCCCACAGCCUUCCCUGGGGCUACCAGCUCAGUGCCUGGGGCAGGCGGCUAUUUCCAAUGGCCUCAGAUUGGAGGACAGCAUCACAGAAAUACAGCUGCAGGCUCAGCUACUACCCAAGUCAUUGUGACGCCCGUCUCCAGUGCUCCCUCGCUGACACACCGCGACUCCGGCUUCAAUCAGUACUCUGUGCCUUACGCUGGAGCCCCCAUACACCCGCCCUCCUCCCACCACCUGACACACAGUACUCUCCCAGACUUUGAUAGUGCUUUUACCUCCUCUAUAGGACACAACUAGCUACUCAUGUUUCUAUUAUGUGCAUACCAUUUCAUGUAGUUCGUUUUUGUGCUUGUUGCACAUUUCAGCCCCACCCACUUUCUUGCAUGGUGACGUAAUUUAUUUGCCAACAAGAUGGAGUUGUAUGUGAUCAAAGUGAACUGAGCCAUUUCAUUGCGAUUCUGUGCCUACAAGCAGUCCUAUAUAUACAUGAGAGAGCUAGUUGCAGUAUACACCCAGAGCUGAGUGUUGACCAUGAGCUG
Molecule: messenger RNA, 2944 nt
Organism: Halichondria panicea
Lineage: Eukaryota; Metazoa; Porifera; Demospongiae; Suberitida; Halichondriidae
Product: bridging integrator 3-like
Exons: 8
Coding region: 867-2702 (611 amino acids)
Biological process (GO): regulation of transcription by RNA polymerase II; positive regulation of DNA-templated transcription; cell fate specification
Cellular component (GO): nucleus; actin cortical patch; cytoplasm
Molecular function (GO): protein binding; RNA polymerase II cis-regulatory region sequence-specific DNA binding; lipid binding
Source: RefSeq, a predicted model, not a curated record